Messenger RNA from Solanum pennellii, 568 nucleotides. RefSeq lists its product as uncharacterized. The coding region runs from base 85 to 465 and encodes 126 amino acids. The transcript is spliced from 2 exons. Lineage: Eukaryota; Viridiplantae; Streptophyta; Magnoliopsida; Solanales; Solanaceae. The record is from RefSeq and is a predicted model, not a curated record.
UAUAUUAAACUCAUUUGGUCCUAUUGAGAAAAUUCACAACACACAGAAAAAUAAAGUCAGCCAAGCUAAGUUUAGUGCAGAGAAAUGAAGAGCAAGAUUAGAGUUCUAUUUGAAUCAUUUAUAUCAUGUGGAAAACCUUCUAAAGGACAUGACAAAGACCAAGAACCAGUCCCUCUUGAUGAAUCCACAAUAAAUGCACAAGGACAAAGACAAGAACAACAUGAAGAUGAUGCACAAAGCCAAGGAGUACUAGUGAAAGAUGAACAAAAAAAUGCACAAUUAGGGCAAAUUGUGAAAAAUGAAGUGGAAAAUGCAAAAGUAGAACAAGUAGAACGGGUGUUUGUAAUGGAAUCUAGAGUAAAAAUAACAACAUAUAGAAACAUAGGAACAACUUCACAACAAGCAAAACGUUCACGCCAACGAUCACCUCCUGAAUUCAAGACCGGCAGCAGAGAUCUUAUGUGAAAAAUUCGAUUUCCUCUGGUUUAUUAUUACGUAUUAUUUCAUAAUGUAUUGAAUUAUUAUGGUAUAUUGUAUUGCUUUGAUAUGAAUAUAUAAUAAUUUGAUA